UCUGCCUGCAGGGGGAUUAGAGGGGAGGUCCAUACCCCAAGGAAUAUGACUAGGGGUGAGUGGGCGAUGGAAUCCCCUAGGAGCUGAGAGCUUGCCCAAGAGCUCUCUGCCAGGCUGCUCAGGACUCCUGACUCCCAGGCAUCAGCCUCAUGGCUGCCAGGAAACUAGCCAUCUGUAAGUCAGACAUGUACCUGAGCACAGUGUUUCAGGGACAGAAUGGGCAGAACCUGCUGGGAUCAAAGGAAGUGGCUCAAUGGACAGAGCUCAAAGAAUCACCUGGCCGGGCCCUGUGCAUGCACCCACGGUCGGUCGGUCGGCGUGCCAGGACUGAAAAGGCCAGGUGUGCUUAGAAGCCAUAUAAGGGCUUGAGGUGGGAGGGGCUGGGACAGCAGAAAGGGAAGUAGGUAAGACUUCCCCGGGCAGUGGGGACUGAGGAUAGUUCUGAAGCAAGACUGUAGUCUCACUGGGGACCCUGUGAGGAAAGCUGGACAGGGACAGAGACAAGCUAUGAGGACAGUGGCCUGUGCUUACUGCUCCAAGCCUGAAGACAGCAGGGAAAGCAGGGGCAGAGUGGAGGGAGACCUUAGAGGGGGGAGGGGCCACAGGAAAGAAGGGACCAGGAUGACACCGGGUCCUGAAGAUGAGCCAUUUGUGUGGGUGGCCCUGGAAUCGGGUGACAUUGAGGUCCCUAAGGGUUGCAUUUUUUAGGUACUCCAACCUGGACCUGAAGUCCCAGGAGGCCUACGAGAGGGCUGUGCAAGGCGUGAUCCGGCCCAUGAACAAGUCCCCAAUGCUCAUCGCUGGCAUCCGCUGCCUGCACUUUGCACCUCCUGAGUUUCUUUUGGAGGUGCAGUGUAUGCACGAGACACAGCAGCAGCUGAGGAGGCUGGUGCAUGAAAUCGGCCUGGAGCUGAAGACCACCGCUGUCUGCAUGCAAGUGCGGCGCACUCGGGAUGGCUUCUUCGGGCUGGACGAUGCCCUCCUGAGAACCCAGUGGGACCUGCACAGCAUUCAGGAUGCUAUUCAGACGGCAGCCCCCCGGGUAGCCAGAGAACUGAGAAAGAACUUGAGCCUAAUGUCGGGCCACCAACAACAGCUCCCCAGUGCCGGGCAGCCUUGGGCUUCAAGGGUCCAAGCUCCACUUUGAAAGUGGGAGCCAUGCAGGGUAGUAAGGCCAGGCAGGCGCCUGGAUGUAGGGGCAAACAGGCUUUCAAUAGUCAGAACUGGUCACUCUGCAGAGAGUGAGAUCAAGGAGGGCCCUGAGCUGUCAUCUCAGCAAAACAAAAGUACAGGAGGGAGCCUUCUUCCUGUCACACACAAACUAACCACAGAGGUGAGUGGGUAAGCUAUCAUCGCAGCUAGUUGGGAGGCCCAGGUUAGAAUCUCGACAGUUCAAGGCCAGCCUAGGGUUACUUAGUGAAACCUUGACUCAAAAAGAAAAAAAAAAAAAAUCCAGUCAGGCAUGAUGUCUAAGCCCUCCAGAGAGAGAAAGAAACUAGGGAGUUUACGGCCAGCCUGGGCUACUUCCAGAGUUCAGCUUUUCACAGAGAUGGGGAAUGCUACCUCGACUUUCCUUGUCCAUUGUUGAUUUAUUUAGAUUCACACGACUGAUGAUCUGAAUCUGUUUUCACAUGGGGAGAGAGUCUUUUCACUCUUUCAAGGUGGUGCCUCACAUCUGUGAUCUCAGUACUACUCAGCUGAGGCAGGAGGAUAGCUCGGAGUUUGAGGCCAGCCUGAACUAGUCUUCUGGAGUACUUUGUAGAGUGUGUCAGCAUUUAAUCCUGCCAGUCACGGUGCAAACCUGUAAUUUGCCUGGGUGGUAGAAACAGGAGGACCAGGAGUUCAAGGUCGUCUUGGGCUGCAUAAGUUUGAGGCUACACAAAACCUUGUCUCUAAGAAAAUAUAAAAAGCCUAGAAUUCUU
Messenger RNA from Rattus norvegicus (Norway rat), 1922 nucleotides. Lineage: Eukaryota; Metazoa; Chordata; Mammalia; Rodentia; Muridae. The record is from RefSeq and is a predicted model, not a curated record.